Diorhabda carinulata is the source of this 1379-nucleotide messenger RNA. RefSeq names its product endoplasmic reticulum-Golgi intermediate compartment protein 2. The record is from RefSeq and is a predicted model, not a curated record. Lineage: Eukaryota; Metazoa; Arthropoda; Insecta; Coleoptera; Chrysomelidae. Gene Ontology annotation, biological process: retrograde vesicle-mediated transport, Golgi to endoplasmic reticulum; endoplasmic reticulum to Golgi vesicle-mediated transport. The transcript has 6 exons. Gene Ontology annotation, cellular component: COPII-coated ER to Golgi transport vesicle; endoplasmic reticulum; membrane. Bases 152 to 1291 code for a protein of 379 amino acids.
GUACAAGUAAUAAAGAAGACAGAGAUGUCAUAAUAUAACCUCAAAUUUCUUAGUUUAACAAUAGCCACAGAUAUGGAUUUACGUUUACUAUUAUUAUAAUAUACAAACAAUAUGGAUGUUCUAAAUUAGUUCACAAAUAUUUAAUCAAAUAAUGGAGGCAGAAAAGGUUACAAUGCUGCGUUAUAGAGGCUCUAAACUGAGCAAAGUGAAAAAACUGGAUAUGUUUCCAAAAGUUGAAGAAACUUUUAAAGAAACUUCUUCUGUUGGAGGAACAUUUUCCAUUUUUGGAUUCCUUAUCAUCAUAUGGCUUGUAUUUUCUGAAAUUCAAUAUUAUUUAGAUAGCAAAUUUAUCUUCAAAUUUUCACCAGAUGUCGAAUUAGACGAACAGCUUAAAAUCAAUAUUGACAUUACAGUAGCUAUGCCUUGUCAUUUUUUAGGAGCUGAUAUACUAGAUUCUACUAAUCAAAAUACAUUCAAAUUUGGUGCUCUUGAUCAAGAAGAUACCUGGUUUGAAUUAGCUCCCAAUCAACAAAUUCAUUUUGAUAAUAAAAAGCAUUUCAACUCAUAUCUACGAGAAGAAUAUCAUGCUGUAAAGGACUUGCUAUGGAGAAGCAGAUUCUCAACACAUUUUGGAGAACUUCCUCCAAGAAAUGACGCUCCAGACAGACCUCAUGACGCUUGUAGGAUUUAUGGUAAUCUCAUAUUGAAUAAAGUAGCCGGAAAUUUUCAUAUAACUGCUGGUAAAAGCCUACCUCUAUCUAGAGGACAUGUUCACAUGAAUGCUUUUAUGUCAGACCGAGACUACAAUUUUUCUCACAGAAUAAACAAAUUUAGUUUUGGCGACCCCAGUCCUGGAAUUGUUCAUCCAUUGGAAGGAGAUGAGGUCAUAGGAACGUAUGGGCGUACCUUAUUUAACUACUUUAUUGAAGUAGUACCAACUAAAGUGAAUACUUUUCUUACGUCUGUAAACACUUAUCAGUACAGUGUUAAAGCAUUAAACAGACCCAUCGAUCACGAUGCUGGUAGCCACGGAUUUCCGGGAUUGUUUUUCAAGUAUGACGUAUCCGCACUAAGGGUAACUGUUAAACAAGAAAGGGAUCAUUUGGGAACUUUUCUCUCCAGAUUGUGUUCUAUUAUUGGAGGAGUUUUUGUUUGUUCAGGUAUCCUUAACCAAAUUGUACAAUUACUUAUCGACUUUAUAAACAACAAUUUCAAGAAAGAAGUUAUAACUGCAAAGGAUAAAGAACUAUUGGUCGAAGAUGUCCAACCUUCUGUUGUUCAAUUAACAUAAUCUAGUAUUUUAUUUAUUAUCACAUACUUUGUGUUUGUUGUUCUUCUUUAACCUGCUUGUUCUUUUUUAAAUAAAUCAUGAAAAAUGA